Molecule: messenger RNA, 1574 nt
Organism: Paramormyrops kingsleyae
Lineage: Eukaryota; Metazoa; Chordata; Actinopteri; Osteoglossiformes; Mormyridae
Source: RefSeq, a predicted model, not a curated record
UGCAGCGUGACACUGGCGCUGCUGAAGGGGCAGUCCACAACGAGGUUAGCAAGAAGCCCCAGAAAAGGAGGUUUAAGUUUGUGCGCAAGUUCCCAUGGAUAAAACGCAGCAAGCACAGUGAAGGAGAGCAGAGAGGAGGAUGAACAGAAGUCAGCUGACUGCAUGGACUCUGGGGACAGUAACGCUGUCACGAACAGCCAGAGUCCGUGCGUAGUCACUGUCGACUCUGAGUCACUGAUAUCAAGCACCUCCUCUACUCAGAGUAAUGUAGAGGAGCACCAGUCCCCUCCGGUGGUGACAGGAAACACCACGUCAGAUGGAGGACCUUCCAGCUUCCUGAAAAGGUCCCCCAAGAAGGACAGGGGUGAUGCUGCAGAGGGAGGACGCCAGCGGCUGGUCUGCCUCGGGCUACCAAACCUGGGGCAGACCUGUUUCAUGAACGCCACCCUGCAGUGCCUGUUUCAUCUACCGUCCUUCUGCCAGGACAUCACUAGGCAGAAGGAACACUGGGGGCUGGUCCCGUCUACAGACCUGAUGAGACAUUUCACUGAUCUUCUGACUACACCUGAGUCAAGGGUGAAGCAGAAGAAGCAACUAUUGAGGAAUUUGAUGGGCAGGUUUUCAGGCCAGUUCACUGAAGACGAGCAGAGUGACGCCCAUGAAUUCCUCACUUUUUUGAUUUCCCAGUUGAGUGACCUGGGAAUAUCAGUUCAGGCCAGGGAGAGUACGGCUACGUACCUCUGCCCAGUUGAGGCAAACCUGGCCUUUGAGAUGCUGUCGGAAGACCUGUACCAGGAUACGGAGGUCGAGUCCACAUGUGCCGCCUGCGGGGGGAGCCAGGCUGUGCUCUCGUGGGCAUUCGUCACACUGCUUCGAUUCAGUUUCACGCCACAAAAUCCGGUGAAGAAAGUGCAGGACCCAGUUCUCCUCUGUCGGGAGGUCACCUUGCUCCCCCACCUCAGCAUGGAGAUCUCCCAGCUGACGGUGACUCCCCAGACAGAGGAGGCACAUCUGUCAGCUGGAGGAAUAAAGCACGGGGAUCAUCGGGGUUCAGCCGUCAGGUUUAGCGACGGGAGAAUCGAGCCCCCAAAAACGCAGGACCAGACGGCGGACGUACCAGAAGACUCCCUGAGGAUGCUCGGCGGGGAUGGGGCAGCUCCUGUGGCGGAGGAGAGUGUUACACUCUGCAUGAGUGGAGUCACCGCCCCCUUCAGAGAGGAACAGAGACACAGCCUGCUGCUCAGGUUUAUCGGCUCGUCUCCGUUCUGAGCCACCUAGGCUCCAGCGCCACCUAUGGUAAGAUGCAUGUACGCUCACACAGACUCACUGCAAAGAAUCACAUGCGAGUGCUGUAAUGUCACCCACUACUGUCAUACACAUUUGUGUAGCAACAGUCAGGUAGGGAAAAUGCUUAUGAGAGUAGCUGCUCGAAAAUGUGUAUACUUAAGAUGCUAAAGUCAUGUGACCCAGAAGAAAUAUUAAAAAUAUAUAUAUAUAUAUAUACACUCACCUAAAGGAUUAUUAGGAACACCUGUUCAAUUUCUCAUUAAUGCAAUUAUCUAAUCAACCAAUCA